Molecule: messenger RNA, 799 nt
Organism: Scleropages formosus (Asian bonytongue)
Lineage: Eukaryota; Metazoa; Chordata; Actinopteri; Osteoglossiformes; Osteoglossidae
Product: small nuclear ribonucleoprotein Sm D3-like
Exons: 4
Coding region: 405-788 (127 amino acids)
Biological process (GO): RNA processing; spliceosomal snRNP assembly
Cellular component (GO): spliceosomal complex
Molecular function (GO): RNA binding
Source: RefSeq, a predicted model, not a curated record
CUUAGUUGACUAGUUAAGGAAAUUCCUACCAGCUCUGUUUGUGUUUGAGUUCUUUCGGUAUCGUGACAUCACGGAUGUAUUUUUGAAUAACUCUCAUCGAUUUGCAAUCUAGAUUUAGUUUUUACUGUUCGAAGGUGACCCAAUGAUUCAAUGGGAUGCUGUAUUAUUCUUAUUACUUUCCUGCAACGUGACUUAGUCUCUGGUGUGGUGGUUAGAAUUGGUACCUUGCUGCAAUCAGAAGACUGAGGUUCAGCAAGAGUCAUUGUUUUGAAGGUGAUGCUCUAACCAGUGCGCCACCUGCUGCCCUAUGUCAAGAGCGCUUUUGAGCGAGACCGGCUUUUUUCUCUUUUAAACGCCUCUCUGUGUCCUCGGCUUCCGUUUCCGCUCCAGUAGCAGCUGCGGAGAUGUCCAUCGGCGUGCCCAUCAAAGUUCUGCACGAAGCCGAAGGCCACAUCGUCACGUGCGAGACCAACACGGGAGAGGUGUACCGGGGCAAGCUGAUUGAAGCCGAGGACAAUAUGAACUGCCAGAUGUCCAACAUCACCGUGACGUACAGGGAUGGGCGCGUGGCCCAGCUGGAGCAAGUCUACAUCCGCGGCAGCAAGAUACGCUUCCUGAUCUUGCCGGACAUGCUGAAGAACGCACCCAUGCUGAAGAGCGUGAAGAACAAGAACCAGGGUGCUGGAGCAGGAAGGGGCAAAGCUGCUAUUCUCAAGGCCCAAGUGGCCGCCAGAGGCCGUGGACGUGGAGGGAUAGGAAGAGGAAAUAUCUUCCAGAAACGGCGAUAAUCCCCCCCCCC